AUGCGAUACGCAAUCCGACUCCACUUCCCCACCUCAAACAACGUAGCGGAGUAUGAGGCCCUUGUCAAUGGUCUCCAUAUCGCGACUGAGCUUGGGAUCAAGUGGCUCGAUGUCCGAGGCGACUCUAGGCUCAUCAUUGACCAGGUCAUGAAAGAGUCUAGUUGCCAUGAUCCCAAGAUGGAUGCGUACUGCAAAGUAGUUCGGCGCCUGGAGGAAAAGUUCGACGGCCUCGAACUUAACCACGUGUUGAGAAAAUACAAUGAGGCCACCGAUGCACUUGCAAAAAUGGCAUCCGAGUGGGCUACGGUCCCCCCGGACGUCUUUGUCAGUGACCUCUACAAGCCCUCCAUCGACUACAAAGAAGAUGGGGGCUCGGAUCCUCCCCCAACCAACCUAGGUCUUGAUCUCGAGCCCCCCACGGCACCCGAACCAGAAGCUAUGGACAUCGAGUCCGAGGCUCCUGCACGAGACGAUUUGUCGAAUUGGCGCUAUCCACUCCUACAACGCCUCAUCGACGGCACUUUGCCCCCAGAUCAAGCCGAGGCACGACGAAUAGCUCGUCACGCCAAAGCCUUGGUACUUCUCGAUGGAGAGAUGUACAAGCGUAGCCCCUCGGGAAUUCUCAUGCACUGCAUCACCCAUCAGGAAGGAAUCAAGCUCCUUGAGGAGAUACACUCGGGGGCUUGUGGCCACCAUGCUGCGCCUCGGACGCUAGUAGGAAAUUCCUUCCGACAAGGCUUCUACUGGCCCACCGCGGUGGCUGACGCCACACAGAUCGUCUGGACCUGUGAAGGAUGCCAGUUUUAUGCUCGGCAGAUCCACCUCCAAGCUCAGGCUCUACAGACGAUCCCCAUCACUUGGCCCUUUGCUGUUUGUGGCCUCGACCUCGUCGGGCCUCUGCAGAAAGCGCUCGGGGGCUUCACUCACUUACUUCUCGCAAUCGACAAGUUCUCCAAGAGGAUUGAGGUCCAACCCAUCACAAGAAUCAAGGCCGAGCAAGCAGUGCUGUUUUGCACUGACAUUAUCCAUCGAUUUGGAGUGCCUAACUCCAUCAUCACGGAUAAUGGCACACAGUUCACCGGGCAAAAAUUCCUGGAGUUCUGCGACAGACACCACAUACAAAAAAGUGGCUCAAAGAGCUACCAGCCGUAA
Sorghum bicolor (sorghum) is the source of this 1152-nucleotide messenger RNA. RefSeq lists its product as uncharacterized. Gene Ontology annotation, molecular function: nucleic acid binding; RNA-DNA hybrid ribonuclease activity. The coding region runs from base 1 to 1152 and encodes 383 amino acids. NCBI's taxonomy places the organism in Eukaryota, Viridiplantae, Streptophyta, Magnoliopsida, Poales, Poaceae. The transcript has 2 exons. Gene Ontology annotation, biological process: DNA integration. The record is from RefSeq and is a predicted model, not a curated record.